Dreissena polymorpha is the source of this 1996-nucleotide messenger RNA. RefSeq lists its product as uncharacterized. The coding region runs from base 1187 to 1903 and encodes 238 amino acids. The record is from RefSeq and is a predicted model, not a curated record. The transcript is spliced from 10 exons. NCBI's taxonomy places the organism in Eukaryota, Metazoa, Mollusca, Bivalvia, Myida, Dreissenidae.
AGUUUGAAGCGUUCGGUUUGUUUCAUAUCUCACCGUGCACUAUGUUGAAUUGUAGUACUUAUGCUGCAUCUUACAAGGGACAUGGACUUACGGUUUAUCUGUGUAUUUAUUACACUCACAAAUUUUCUAUUUAGUGAAUCACGCACCGAGAAACCAGCACUUGAAGCAUCGACGCCCGCGGGCCCAAGCGCUUUAGAAAAGAAAGAUUAUAUAAUAGGCACCGUUGUUUUUCUUGUUGUCGGCAUUGUUAUUGUCCUCUUUGCUGUGCUUGUUAAAAACAGCUAUAUACGAAUGAAAAGGAAUGCUAAUAAUCAACACAGCAUACAAGAGCUUGGGCGCACGGAGUUGGGUGAUGUUCAUGUCGAUGACGAAAUAAGCAACAUUGAAGAAUCAGCAUAUUCUGCCUCCAGUCCAAGGUUGACAUUCACGAUAUAAUAAGAAUUGGAGAGAAGGGGCAUGUGUCUAUGAAAGUGUGACAUCGGCACCAAAAUAUUAAUAACAUGCUCUCAUUUAUUUAUAAAGUUGAACGAUCAGGACAUAUCUUUAUUAAUGACAACUGGAAACAAGUAUACAUGUGAUAGUACAAUAGACUGAAAGUAUGUACCUUAUUCGCAGUCGGAAGUCUUAAUCUUCUGAAGAAACCUUUUUAAUGCCGAUUGUUCAGUACACAGUAUGGGUCAUGAAGCUUUCCUCGAUUACAAAUUAUGCAGUCUCAAAACCCCGAAAACACAUAAAGCCGAACAUUUUGUAUGGGUCAUUACAUAACUGUACUGGGUAUGAAGCUUUCUCGUGAAGGGUCAUCAGUUCCUGCCCAAUUUAUGCAGAAAAUAAUCCGGACAUGAUGCACUCUUGUAUAUGUUUUUCUAUAAACGUUUUCUAUUUUAAACAAUACAAUUAUCAACGUACACGAUAUGCUUAUGUUUUGAAUAAGAACAUGAUGAAUGGACAACAGAUGUAUAAAUAAAACAAGUUUAAUCAAUAAGCUUGUCGCUCUGUGUCGUCUCGAUUAUAUUUGGUUAUCGUCAACGUAAGCCGACGACCUACAAAACAUAUCAAUAAACCUCUACUGAUAAGUCCUCGCCCAUAUCCCAGUUUGACAAGGUUUUUUAACUUCCGCUUCAUUUGUUAUCACAUAUUAAACGUAAGUGAACUGUUUAUCAAUCUUCACCAGAGUAUUGAAUAACAAAUGGACUUGCGAGUUCUCUGUGUGUUUGUUGCAGUGGCUUAUGUCAAUGUUAUUGCUCGUAUUAUGUGUAAUUUCCAACCGAGGAGUUGGACGUUGGCAAUGCAACUCUGCCUCAGUCUUAGUGGAACGCCAGUGAGUUUUAGGUCCGUGCCGUCGCUUAUCAGCUGUUUUUUGAAUGGAUCGUUUUGGACUUCCGACUAUGCAACAUGGAUUGCGACUACAGAUUCUCCUGUCGAUUGUGAGUACCGAACGCUGGCCGAAGACAAUCAGUUCAGCGAGUCAACGUUCGGAAAUUGUUCAGAAAUAAGGCAUUACAUUUGUUGCAACAACACCAUGAUAGAAUCGUGUGUAAAGAAUGGCACGUGGAAAGAAGCAUCCAAAUGUAACGAAACCUACCCAACACCGCCAGCACAGCUAACUAUGGGUGAUUACUGGCUUAGACGUGCAUAUCGCUACCAGAUUGACACAUUUACAGUUAGUGUGCAGCGAGUUUUAAUCUUAAGAAGGAAGUUUAAUUACAUAACAAGCUUUAAACACGAAUGUGUGGUGCAUUUGAAGGUGGAAUUCCGAACAGCAUUGACCGAUGUGGGAUGUUGGGCAUUGAUGGAAACCCUCAGUUUGUCAGUAGAGCUAACUGUGCAAAUUCGCAGUAUUCCUUUUGUGAAGUUGAGAAUUACACCGGAAGUGAACUUUCAGUGUGCGGAUCAACUAUUGUAACAAAUCAGUCUUUCACAGAUGCCCAAUCGUAUGCUUCACAAAAGACAGAAACAUUUACAACAACAAUCAUGCAAAUCAACGAAAAAAAAUAAA